GUGAUGAACUGUUGCUCAGCGCUGACGCUCGUUUAUUUCACCAUUCCUAGAGGUUCUGCAGCUCGGAGCAGAAAUGUUGUUCAGUCCAAAUGAUUUAUCCGAGUGUCUUCGGGAAUGGGACGAUUUGGAGAAAGAUUAUCAGCAAAUCCAGGACACUCAUCGCCUUUAUAAACAGAAGCUUGAAGAAGUGAGCAAACUGCAGACCAGCUGCUCUAGUGCUAUAGCACGGCAGAGGAAGAAACUGGGAGAGCUCACUUUGUCACUAAAGGGAUGCAAAAAGAACCCCCCGACGUCAACGCUGAGCCCAAAAGAGAUCGAGUCGAUUGCUGAAAUGGAAGAGUCCAUCAAAGACAAAACAAAUGUUUUCUUUGAGAUGGAAGCAUUUCUGCCAAAGAAAAAUGGGUUGUACCUCACGCUUGUUUUGGGCAACAUUAAUGUCACCCUCCUGAACAAGCAGGCCAAGUUUGCAUAUAAAGAUGAAUAUGAGAAGUUUAAACUGGUCCUGACCGUCAUCCUCUUCGUGUUUUCCUUCACGUGUCGCUUUUUGUUCAGCUACAGAGUCCUGGACGCUCUGUUCAACUUCCUGCUGGUGUGGUAUUACUGCACACUCACCAUCCGGGAGAGUAUCCUCAUCAGCAAUGGCUCCAGGAUCAAAGGUUGGUGGGUUUUCCAUCACUAUGUGUCAACCUUCUUAUCUGGAGUCAUGCUCACUUGGCCUGAUGGCGCCCUCUACCAGAUGUUUAGGAACCAGUUUCUUUCAUACAAUCUCUAUCAAAGUUUUGUCCAGUUCCUUCAAUAUUACUACCAGAGCGGCUGCCUUUACAGACUCAGAGCGCUGGGAGAAAGACAUACUAUGGACCUAACAGUCGGUGAGAAAAUACCAAUGUUCAAACUUUUCAUUAAACCCUGGUCUAAUGCUCUCAUGGUCAGUCAGUCUCAUUCAUCAUUUCCUGCAUGUGUUUUUCUUUGUUUUGCCAUCCAGGUCUUGAUGUGCGGCUGCUCCUACAUGGUGCUGUUCAUGGGAAACCUGUUCACCACGCUGAGGGUGGUUUAUCAGAAAUAUAUGAACAAUGAAGACAAGUCCAAGUCUAUGUGAGCCUCCUGUAACCAGAGCAGAUCACCAAGA
This is a messenger RNA of Cyprinodon variegatus (sheepshead minnow), 1126 nucleotides long. RefSeq names its product transmembrane protein 120A-like. The coding region runs from base 74 to 1096 and encodes 340 amino acids. The record is from RefSeq and is a predicted model, not a curated record. Lineage: Eukaryota; Metazoa; Chordata; Actinopteri; Cyprinodontiformes; Cyprinodontidae. Gene Ontology annotation, biological process: fat cell differentiation. The transcript has 10 exons. Gene Ontology annotation, cellular component: membrane.